GAGUGUGUGUGUGUCACACAUCCAUUAGUCUGUUCGUAUAGCUGUAAACCCAACCCUCUCACUUUUGACGUCACGCAGCAUAUACGAUGGAUCCGGCUUUAAAUCCCCCACUUGCGCACUGAGCGGCUCCACGCGCGCCCAGUUCCACACCAACUACAGCUGCACGAUAACAGAGGACAGACUGACCGCUGCUGCCGCUGCCGCUGACGUUUGACUCCACAUUUUUCCCAGACUUUCGACUGAGAAUUUUCUCUGUGAUCUACGCCAACUCUUUUUAUUUGAAGGAAAAGUGGACUUUUGUGACUUUAAAAAAAAAAAAAAAUCUUUUCCAGCACAGUCAUCACCAGCUUUAUUUGAAAUUAAUAAAGGUUUAAAAUGAAUGACGAACUUGAUUCAAACCUGACUCUACUUUACAACAACUGGACAUAUUACAAUAACACCUUGGAGCCUUUCGUACCGAGGAACAACAUAACCUAUGUUGGAUAUUACCUGCACCAGCCGUCCACUGUGGCCAUCUUCAUCGUCUCCUACCUGCUGAUAUUCCUCGUGUGCAUGGUGGGGAAUGGAGUGGUUUGCUUCAUCGUGCUGAGGAGCAAAAACAUGCGGACGGUUACCAACUUGUUCAUUUUGAAUCUUGCGGUCAGUGAUCUCCUGGUCGGGAUUUUCUGUAUGCCUACAACACUACUUGACAACAUAAUUACAGGAUGGCCAUUUGGAAGCUUGGUCUGCAAAAUGAGUGGCAUGGUCCAAGGCAUCUCGGUGUCAGCAUCUGUUUUCACCCUGGUAGCCAUUGCAGUUGACAGGUUCAGAUGCAUCGUCUAUCCAUUCAAACAAAAGCUCACCAUAUCCACAGCCACCUUGAUAAUAGUCGUUAUCUGGGCCCUGGCCAUAUCCAUUAUGUGUCCUUCUGGGGUGAUGCUACAAGUGACUAAGGAGCAAACCAUUCAAGUGUUACUGGGAUAUGACAACAAAACUACUCCCUUUUACUGGUGCAGGGAGAACUGGCCGAACCAGGAAAUGAGAAGAAUUUACACCACCGUGUUGUUUGCCAACAUCUACCUUGCACCUCUUUCUCUAAUUGUGAUUAUGUAUGCCCGGAUUGGCAUCACACUUUUCAAAACAACAGUUCCGUCAGCAGGGAAGCCAGGCCAGAACAACCGUUACACAAUCUCCAAGAAAAAGCAAAGGGUGAUUAAAAUGCUUUUAAUAGUUGCACUGCUAUUUAUUCUCUCCUGGUUGCCGCUGUGGACACUCAUGAUGCUGAGUGACUAUGCCAGCCUGACUGAGCAACAAUACAAAAUUAUCAACAUCUACAUUUACCCAUUUGCCCACUGGCUUGCCUUUUUCAACAGCAGUGUCAACCCUAUUAUAUAUGGUUUCUUCAACGAGAAUUUCCGUAGUGGAUUUCAAGCUGUGUUUAAAUUUAGGCAGUGUGCAGUCGAUGGACAGCAGCAGAAGACCUACUCGCAAAGACAGCAGGGGAACACUGUGUUGCCUGCAAACAAUGUGCCAUCCUCUCUGGAACCUAUUUCUCUCAACAGCAUGGACAAAUCCAGCUCCAGGAGAAACAACCAUGUCAAUGAACAAGACCUAGUCAUGGAGGACCUUGAUAAAGCUUCAGGCAGUAGUGGGGGUAUAACAGCUGUUUCAAUCUAAAGACACAGACACAGACAUCCAAGGUAACAUGAAGAGGUUUUAACACACGGAUAAAAUUGCCCUCAUCUUUUAAACCUAAAACUAUGACUUAGUGGUAAACACAGGUCUAUCUCUAAUGAAUACAUUCAAAACAAUUUUAUCAAGGUCAGAUAAAACGACCAAAGCACAAAAAGUCUUUGGGUAUUUUGAAGCAAUUUUAAAGCAUCCUUGUCAGAGCCUGAAUAUUAGAUUUUGAUCAAGUAUGACAUGUAUGUAGAUUGUAUGACAUGGAGUUCUAUUAAAGCAACAGCGUGGGAGUGACAACUGAUUUGCAUUUCGGUUUGUUCUGCCUUGUUGUAGUUGGGAAAAACUCAUACGAGUUUAAGUGAUUGACAUUCUCAUCCUGCUUCUGUUUGUUCUGCAGAACAAAUCAAAAUCAAAUAACAGAGAAAUCAUUGUACUAAAUCAAACAACUCUCAACAAUGUGUGAGUCAAUUCUGUUUCAAAGGAGAUAAAACCACAGUGGGUAAGUUUGAUCGUUUUUAUAUUUAACUGUUAAAGAAAACAAAAUGUACAAAAUACACUACGGCACAUGAGAUUAGAAGCCAGUGGCACACAGUGUCAAAAUGAACAAAUACAAUGACUGAUGUCAUCAC
Messenger RNA from Cynoglossus semilaevis (tongue sole), 2291 nucleotides. RefSeq names its product neuropeptide FF receptor 2a (gene npffr2a). The record is from RefSeq and is a predicted model, not a curated record. Gene Ontology annotation, molecular function: neuropeptide receptor activity; peptide binding; opioid receptor binding. NCBI's taxonomy places the organism in Eukaryota, Metazoa, Chordata, Actinopteri, Pleuronectiformes, Cynoglossidae. Gene Ontology annotation, cellular component: plasma membrane. The coding region runs from base 376 to 1656 and encodes 426 amino acids. The transcript is spliced from 4 exons. Gene Ontology annotation, biological process: G protein-coupled receptor signaling pathway; regulation of MAPK cascade; regulation of adenylate cyclase activity.